CACUAUGAUCCCUUUGAAGAGGAUGAAGAUUUUGGCCAUGAGCCGGCGCACUGGGAAGAACACGAAUUCGAGCAUGACGCUAAGAAGUCACACCGUCCUGACGGGGAACACCAUGAUGAAAAGAAGGACCACCAUGAACCGUCUGUCCUAAGCCCAGCCUCCAGCUAUGGGCACAAAUCCAUGCCCUAUCAUGCACGACCCAGAGGGCAUUCUCGCCUUCGUAGUCAGCGAGCAAGGGACCCCCGCUACCGCGAAGGACUGAACGACCUGGCUGGACUCAUGUAA
Messenger RNA from Dibothriocephalus latus, 285 nucleotides. NCBI's taxonomy places the organism in Eukaryota, Metazoa, Platyhelminthes, Cestoda, Diphyllobothriidea, Diphyllobothriidae. The record is from the annotation of a GenBank genome assembly.